Molecule: messenger RNA, 543 nt
Organism: Mesorhabditis spiculigera
Lineage: Eukaryota; Metazoa; Nematoda; Chromadorea; Rhabditida; Rhabditidae
Source: the annotation of a GenBank genome assembly
AUGCACAUUAAAAGUCUUUCCAGACUCACCGAUGGUCUCCCGUUCUCGAAUCGCCCCUUGUUCGUGAAGCGUGGUGUUGAGGAGGGGACGGCCGGGAUGCAGCUCGACUGGGUCAAGCGCACGUCGCAAAAGGCGACGCCCCUGCUCGUCCACCUGUUGAUGAUCGGCUCGGUGGGGUUGUAUGCAGUACUCGGAGCUGUCAUCAUGCGAAAGCUGGAAACCCGUGACGAUGCGGCCAGGGAAAAACGAGCGGCAGCUGAAGUGAUGCGGAGUCGAAAGUGUGUGAUCACGAUCCUGAAGCAACUCCGCGGAAAGUGCGACAUAACGUCCGUCGAUGCCAGGACGAUAAAAGAGCUCGAUAAAUGCUACCACGUCGCCGUUGAGCACAAUACGCACACCAAGGACGUAAUCUUCACCAACAGCGCCGAGCAGGUUGAGUCAGUUGCCGAAGAACUCGAAGAAGUACUCCCAUGGUCUUUUAUGGACAGUCUACUUUUUGCUUUCACCGUUAUCACAACUAUCGGCAAGUUUCGAUUUUUCAAG